AUGACCGUUGACGACCUUUCACAAUUGGAGCCUAUUUCGGAGCCCAUGGAUGAAGACAAAUUCUGGUCAAUUGUUAAUAAGUCGCUCCAGGAAGCUGGUAACGAAGAUGACCAGUUAAAGUGGCUCAUCUCUGAGAUAGGUAAGAUGACAGCAGAAGAAAUGGUUGGAUUUCGAUUGCAAUGCGAGAGACUAGUUUGGGAAUUGUACACUUCCGAGAUGUGGUGUGCUGGAUAUCUUAUGAACGGCGGAUGCUCCGAUGAUGGGUUCGAGUAUUUUAGAAGAUGGGUCGUCUCGCGAGGUAAAGACGUGUAUUACAAUGCGAAGGCAGACCCUGACUCGUUGAUUUCCCAAGUAACUGAGGACUCCGAAAUUGACUUCGGAUUUGAAUUCGAAAGCUUCUCAUAUGCCUCGAUUGACGCGUUUAAAGAGAAAUUCAAAAAGAACAUAUGGGACUAUACAGAUUACGAGACAUUCAGAACCAAACGGGGUUAUACUCUCGAAAUCACCUUCAAUUGGAAGGAGAAUGAGCCCGAGACGAUGAAGGCCAUCUGUCCCAAGUUGUAUGAACGUUGUUGGUAA
Sungouiella intermedia is the source of this 579-nucleotide messenger RNA. NCBI's taxonomy places the organism in Eukaryota, Fungi, Ascomycota, Pichiomycetes, Serinales, Metschnikowiaceae. The record is from the annotation of a GenBank genome assembly.